Molecule: messenger RNA, 2001 nt
Organism: Raphanus sativus (radish)
Lineage: Eukaryota; Viridiplantae; Streptophyta; Magnoliopsida; Brassicales; Brassicaceae
Product: amino acid transporter AVT6A
Exons: 6
Coding region: 334-1725 (463 amino acids)
Biological process (GO): amino acid transmembrane transport
Molecular function (GO): amino acid transmembrane transporter activity
Source: RefSeq, a predicted model, not a curated record
AAUUAUUGCAUCGUCGGCAUCAGCUAGACAAAAUCCUGAGGCUAUUAAUCUCCUUCACAUCUCUUCCUUCUUCCUCCCUCCUCAACAAAAAUAAAUAAAUCUUUCUUCUUUUCCCAGAAAUCUAAAUCUCCACUCCUUCAAAAAAGGUUUCAACUUUGUACAUCUCCUCUGUAUUUAACCUUCUGGGUAACAUCAUUUUCGAUCAAAAUCAACUGGGUUUCGAUCAAAUUUAGUUUUUAUUUAUUUUUUAAAUAAUCCCUACUCGUUCGUCUCUGCUCACUAUUCUCGUCAAAGUUCUCUCCUUUAAGCUCGAGACCAUCAUCAAUACGAAGGAUGACGAUUGAAGAUGUUACUCCGAUUCAGAAGAGAAACUCUUCUUCUGCUUCUUCCUCCUCAGACGACGUUGCUGCUCCGUUGCUGCCUAAAUCUAAAGGAGACGAAGUAGCUGCUUACGAUGAGUUCAACGGAGCUUCGUUCAGUGGCGCGGUUUUCAACCUCGCCACGACUAUAAUCGGUGCUGGCAUCAUGGCCUUGCCUGCAACGAUGAAGAUCUUGGGGCUCGUCCUCGGGAUCGCUAUGAUAGUUGUCAUGGCUUUCUUGACCGAUGCGUCGAUCGAGUUCUUGCUUAGGUUUAGUAAGAUUAAGAGAAGCAGGUCUUAUGGUGGACUGAUGGGUGAUUCUUUUGGGAGGCCUGGGAGGGUUUUGCUUCAGGUUGCUGUGUUGGUUAACAACAUUGGUGUUUUGAUUGUUUACAUGAUCAUCAUUGGUGAUGUGUUGGCUGGGAAGACAGAAGAUGGGACUCACCAUUAUGGUGUUCUUGAAGGUUGGUUCGGUCACCAUUGGUGGAACGGGAGAGCUGCUAUUCUUCUCAUUACAACUCUUGGUGUCUUUGCUCCUUUGGCUUGCUUCAAGCGAAUCGAUUCUUUGAGGUUUACAUCUGCUUUAUCAGUGGCUCUUGCGGUCGUGUUUCUCGUCAUCACGGCGGGUAUUUCCAUCAUGAAGUUGAUCAGUGGUGGCGUGGCGAUGCCGAGGUUGCUACCAGAUGUUACUGACCUAACAUCCUUCUGGAACCUCUUCACUGUUGUACCUGUUCUUGUCACCGCGUUCAUUUGCCAUUACAAUGUUCACAGCAUACAGAACGAGCUUGACGACCCUGCUCAGAUAAGACCUGUAGUCCGAUCAGCUCUUAUGCUCUGCUCAUCAGUGUACAUAAUGACAAGCAUCUUCGGGUUCCUCUUGUUUGGAGACGAUACUCUCGAUGAUGUCCUCGCAAACUUUGACACGGACCUCGGCAUCCCUUUAGGCUCUGUCCUUAACGACGCGGUUCGAGUCAGCUACGCGCUUCAUCUUAUGCUGGUGUUCCCCAUUGUUUUCUACCCGUUGAGGAUCAACAUCGACGGCCUCUUGUUCCCUUCUGCUCCAUCGUUGACUUCCUCGAAUGUAAGGUUCGGUUGCCUCACCGCAGGUCUCAUCUCUGUAGUCUUCUUGGGUGCAAACUUCAUCCCAAGCAUUUGGGAUGCUUUCCAGUUCACUGGAGCAACUGCUGCUGUUUGUCUCGGCUUCAUCUUCCCAGCUUCUAUCAUACUAAAGGAUCGUCAUAGCAGAGCAACGAGCAGGGACACGAGUUUAGCUGUUUUCAUGAUUGUUCUUGCGGUGCUGUCCAAUGCGAUCGCUAUUUACAGCGAUGCUUAUGCGUUGUUCAAGAAGAACGCACCUCGUGAGUGAAAUGUGCAGUUGGGUGCGUUCUUGGAUGAAAGGAAACAAACCGUUUUUUUCAUCUUCACUGCUUAUGUAAAAUAUAGUAAUAAAUCAAGAAGACGAGACUCAUCUUCUAUAUGUGGUAAGCUGUACCAUUUGUUGUUGUUUUAAAGAGGACUUUUGCUUGCUUACGGUUUUGUACCAGCAUGAGUGUUGCUUGUAUGUAUACAAAUGCAAAUGUAAUGAAGAUCAUAUUCUAUAUCAUUGUUUAUAAUAGUAACAAGAUCAAAGCUAUUUGAAUCA